UCCCGCCCGGGGCGAGCCUCCGCGCGUGCCCUCGCGCUCCCCGACUCGGCCGCGGGCUGCAGGGCGCAGAGGCGGCGGCGUGUUCUGGCCGGUGAGGGGCCCUCCCUCCCGCUGCUGCUCCUCCUUCCUCGGCUCGUCGUCGUCUCCCGGCUCGGCUUCGGCAAGAUGGCGGCGCCCAGGCCGCUGCCCGUCCGGCUGUCCGGCGUCGUUAUGCCCGCGUCCAUCCAGGACCUGGAGGCUCUCCGCGCGCUGACGGCGCUCUUCAAGGAGCAGCGGAAUCGAGAGACAGCGCCCAGGACCAUCUUCCAAAGAGUGCUGGAUAUCUUGAAGAAAUCAUCUCAGGCGGUUGAGCUGGCCUGCAGGGACCCAUCCCAAGUGGACCAGCUGGCCUCCAGUCUACAGUUAAUUACAGAGUGCUUCCGGUGUCUGCGGAACGCUUGCAUCGAGUGCUCCGUGAACCAGAACUCAAUCAGGAACUUGGAUACAAUCGGCGUUGCUGUUGAUUUGAUUCUUCUGUUUCGGGAACUGCGAGUGGAACAGGAAUCCCUGCUGACAGCUUUUCGCUGUGGCCUGCAGUUUUUGGGCAAUAUUGCCUCACGGAAUGAAGAUUCCCAGUCUGUUGUCUGGUUACAUGCUUUCCCAGAACUCUUUUUGUCUUGCUUAAAUCAUCCAGACAAAAAAAUUGUUGCCUACUCUUCAAUGAUUUUGUUCACAUCCCUUAAUGCUUCAAGAAUUAAAGAACUGGAAGAAAACCUCAAUAUUGCAAUUAAUGUCAUAGAAGCUCACCAAAAGCAUCCUGAAUCAGAAUGGCCGUUCUUGGUUAUUACAGACCAUUUUCUGAAAAGCCCGGAACUGGUACAAGCCAUGUAUGCCAAAAUGAGCAAUCAAGAAAGGAUUACGCUGUUGGACAUUACGAUAGCCAAGGUCAUGGCUGACGAACCCCUGGCCCGGGAUGCAGUCCCUGUGUUUCUGAGCCACGCCCAGUUGCUGGCAAGCACCUUCGUGGACCAGUGCAAGGUUGUGCUGAAACUGACCUCUGAGCAGCAAGCUGAAGAUGAGGAGGCGCUGGUUACAAUUAGGCUCCUUGACGUCCUGUGUGAAAUGACGGCUAACAGCGACCUGCUCGGCUACCUACAGGUUUACCCCGGCCUGCUCGAGAGAGUGGUUGAUCUCUUGCGACUGGUCCGUGUGGCCGGCAUGGACAGCAUGAGCAUCUUCAGUACCUGUGGCCACAUGAAGGCGGAAGGCAGCGUCUCAAAUAUGGCCGAGGGGCUCAAGUCUCAUCUCAUUCGUCUGAUCGGAAAUAUGUGUUACAAGAACAGAGAUAACCAGGACAAAGUCAGUGAGAUGGAUGGCAUUCCUUUGAUCCUGGACAGCUGCAGCCCCGAUGACAGAAACCCCUUUCUGACCCAGUGGGUGGUGUAUGCCAUCCGGAACCUUACCGAGGACAACAGCCAAAACCAGGACCUGAUUGCCAAGAUGGAGGAGCAAGGGCUGGCCGACACUUCCCUACUUAAGAAAAUGGGGUUUGAAGUGGAAAAGCGGGGUGACAAGCUGAUUCUGAAAUCUAGUGACACCCCUCAGCCGUGAACAAACGCUCCGAAUACCUGAAUUUUUGGAAACAGUUUCAUGGAUUUUUCAUCUGCUUCGGUAUGUGAAAUUGCAAGUGUUUGAAGAUAAUAUUAAGUACAAGUUCAGGAACUCGUGAAUCUUUUAGGUAAUAGAGUGAAAUGUGUUUAAGCUUAAAAGUGAAAGUACAUAAGUAUUCUGUUGUUUCUUGGCAUUAAAAAUGUAGCUGUCUUGAAUUGCUUUGUCCCCAUGGAUACAAUGUGCAUUUCAGUCAUAUAUUGUACUUACUGUGGCAGCAAAUAAUAAACUUUUCUUGUGGAGGGCCUGUCCCUUAUUCGGCAAAGAC
Molecule: messenger RNA, 1915 nt
Organism: Hipposideros armiger (great roundleaf bat)
Lineage: Eukaryota; Metazoa; Chordata; Mammalia; Chiroptera; Hipposideridae
Gene: ATXN10
Product: ataxin 10
Exons: 12
Coding region: 166-1590 (474 amino acids)
Biological process (GO): neuron projection development
Cellular component (GO): cytosol
Source: RefSeq, a predicted model, not a curated record